AUGACCUUGCUGGAUGUGUUUCCCCCAGCUGCCAUGGCCUCUGCUGUGCCUGAGGAGAAGGAGGUUGCCCAGAGCUCCCCAGAGGAAGAACAGGAGGCUGCAGUGAAGGAGGUGGCCAAUCUGAGCCUGGUGAGCUCUGCCUGUGACGUGGUUUCUGCAGCUUACACCUCCACCAAGGAGAGCCACCCCUACCUGAGUUCUGUGUGUGCUGCUGCAGAGAAGGGAGUGCAGAGUGUGACCCAGGCCAGCUGUGUGCAGCCAGUGCUGGCCACCCUGGAGCCCCACGUUGCUGCAGCAAGUCAGUAUGCUUCCAAGGGCUUGGAUAAACUGGGGGAGAAGCUGCCACUCCUUCAAAAGCCAGUGGAACAGAUUCUCUCUGACACAAAGGAGCUGGUGUCAUCCAAAGUGGCUGAGGUGAAGGAGGCUGUGAGCAGCAGAGUGCUGGAGGUGCUGGAGGUCACCAAGGACACUCUGCAGAGCAGCGUGGGGGCUGCCAGACCCGCAGGGACUGGUGCUGCUGGGCUGGCUCUGGAGCCUGCAGCGGGACAGACGGGUGCCUGUGGGGCAGAGGAUGUGCUGGGGAGAGCAGAAGAUGACUCUCUCCCUAUUGGAAAUGAGGAGUUAGCCCAGCUGGCCGUGUGUGAGGAGGGCAUGGAUGUGCUGCCCCUGGAGCAGCAGCGCCGCCACAGGAGGUACUUUGUGCGCCUGGGCUCUCUCUCAGAGGAGCUUCGCCUCUUUGCCCACCUGCACUCCACAGCCAGGAUCCAGCAGGUCUGGCAGGGCAUGCAGGGGGCCCUGGCACAGCUCCACUGCAUCCUCGAGCUGAUUGAGGCGUUUAAGCAAGGAUUUAAUCAAAAGCUGCAGGAGGGGCAGGAGAAACUCUACCGGAUGUGGCUGGACUGGAGUAGGAAGUAUCUCACAGAGAGUGGAGAUGAAAGCCCUGCAGAGCCAGAGGAGAUGGAGUGUCUGACCCUGCUGAUGGCUCGCAGGAUCACCCAGCAGCUGCACCUCACCUGCUGUGGGCUGGUGGCUGCCAUCCAGGGCCUUCCCUGCAGCCUGCAGGACAAGCUCAAGCAGGCCCUCAGUGCCAUCAAAGAGCUGCACACUGCCUUCUCCGUGGCGAGCUCCUUCCAGGAUUUGUCCAGCAGUGUCUUGACACGGAGCCAGAGGGAGCUGGCUGUGAUCCAGGAGCACAUGGAGGAGCUGCUGCACUACCUCAAGAACAACGCUCCUCUGUCCUGGCUGGUGGGACCCUUCUCCCCCAGGGAGGAGAGGAAGGAUCAAACCUUCCAGGAGGAAGAGGCAGCAGGAGCUGGGCACCUGGAAACCUCCAGCACCCCCACAUAA
Molecule: messenger RNA, 1347 nt
Organism: Prinia subflava (tawny-flanked prinia)
Lineage: Eukaryota; Metazoa; Chordata; Aves; Passeriformes; Cisticolidae
Product: perilipin-3-like
Exons: 9
Coding region: 1-1347 (448 amino acids)
Biological process (GO): lipid storage; positive regulation of triglyceride storage
Cellular component (GO): lipid droplet; cytosol
Source: RefSeq, a predicted model, not a curated record